This is a messenger RNA of Dentiscutata heterogama, 745 nucleotides long. Lineage: Eukaryota; Fungi; Glomeromycota; Glomeromycetes; Diversisporales; Gigasporaceae. The record is from the annotation of a GenBank genome assembly.
GAAACUAUUAAGAGAUAUGAAAAUGAAUGGAAAAAUACUUUUUUUGUUAUAAUGUCCGAUUUGUGGUUAGAUCAAUCAAAGACGCUUGCCAAAUUACGAGCGAUGUUUAAACAUUAUCAAGAUAAAAAUUUGAUGCCAUUUGUUUUCGUAUUAAUUGGAAAUUUUUUAUCUGAACCGUUUGUAAACAUUGAGACUCACUCCGCUAAAUAUCGAGCGGCCUUUGAUAAUCUAGGGAACCUUGUUGCAGAGUUUCCUAGCAUAGCAAGAUAUUCACAUUUUGUAUUCGUACCUGGGUGUUCUGAUUUUUGCAUGAGUGGAAGAUCUCCACAGAGGUACAUACCAAAUAUGUACACUUCUCGAUUAAAAAGUAAAAUACCUAAGGCUGUAUUCGCUAGCAAUCCUUGCAGAAUAAAAUAUUGCAGUCAAGAAAUUGUAAUUUUCCGUGAAGAUAUCGUUUAUAAGGUUAAACGGAAUAUAAUUCGAACCUCAAAUCUGUUGAAUGCACAGGAGAGCCCAGAAAUACAGGUUGCCAAAACUUUACUACAACAAUCGCAUUUAUGUCCGUUUCCGUUGUUUAUGAAGCCUAUCUAUAAAGAUUAUGAUUAUACUCUAAGAUUGUAUCCAGUCCCUGAUGUUGUAGUGGAUUUUCGUCAGGUGGAUACAAGUGGAUGGUUUAUUGGCCUUGGUCAAGAAAGUCUGAAUCUUGUGAUGGUACUUAAAAAUUCAAAUGUCACUAGUUACGAAG